Molecule: messenger RNA, 4280 nt
Organism: Eriocheir sinensis (Chinese mitten crab)
Lineage: Eukaryota; Metazoa; Arthropoda; Malacostraca; Decapoda; Varunidae
Product: putative mediator of RNA polymerase II transcription subunit 12
Exons: 9
Coding region: 1913-3739 (608 amino acids)
Source: RefSeq, a predicted model, not a curated record
GUGUGUGUGUGGCCGAAAGUCUGCUUCAGGCGGCGAGGUGAAGGGGAGGAUGUUUACUCGGACCCUCGAUGGUAAGGCGAGACCCUCAGCCGAGACUGAUACCUGGGCGUGAGUCAUCGUCAGGCAUUUUCCCUGAGUCAUGUUCCUCCCGGUGCUCGCUCGCACGUCCCCUCGUCUCCCCUUGGCACUGGCCACGCCCACCUGCACGUCGCCCACCACCGCUACCUGUACACCUCUAUUUUAUUGUUGGUUGCCAUGGGUAAUGUGGCUCUCUGGUUUGGCCGCCGCCACGCCUGGGAGUGACAUAUAUAACCGGCCGUCGAGGGAUACAGAUUUCAUGAUCAAUACGCGCCACAAGACCCGGCUGUGAAUGUUGCCAGUUUCUUUGUUAUUUUUGCUGGAUUACUUAAGAGGUACACGCGCUGGGGUAAAGUCGACCACGCCGACAGCCUCAAGUCUACAGUGCCGAGGAGGAUGGGCCUGAGGCAGGCAUAGUACGUUUCAGUAAUGCAACAAUAAAUCCUGGAUGGACCCGGCAUGGCCCCGGCGGCCCGCCACGCACCGGCGCAGUCAUGAACCUCCCGGAUAUUCCCCUUCUUUAGGGAAAUUCCGACAGUCUUGUCCCUAGAUGAUAAGGCAUAUUUGAGUGUCUUUUUACAUGUGUAUAAUGGUAUUACACAAGUAUUUAAAAAUCACCAUAGGGUGGAUUCUGACAGAAAAAAACAAAAAAGAUAAUGGGCCAAAGAGGGGAAACUGGCAGCACAGCUACAUUUUGCGGCAGAACGGAAGUGCAGAAGUGCCGACAGACACGGAUACGGUAUUAGAGUAGAAAGAGGAUCUUUACCCGGAGAACACCUGCUUACUUUCCCUCUCAAGAAGCAAGUAAAAGAAACAAACCGAUAAGUCUGUGAAGCCCUAGUGUAUCAUACCCGCCCCUGUGCACAGGUUCACCAUUCACGUGCAGGUGUGCUCGUGGCAGAGUGUGGCAGAGAGAGCCCUUCCCUUGAGGACACCCGCCGGGAGGCCACACCCCCGCCCGAGGGAGCCAGCAGCAGUAACAGCAGCGGCACCAUGUUUCCCCCGCCCCCCGCAGCCCCUCAGGACUCUGGUGCCCUGAGCCCGGCCUCCUCAUGGGACUGAUUUAUGGCAGACUUACGUGGCUCGCGCCUCCGGAACUUGAGCAAAAUGGCGUCGGCUGGCCCUAGUGUUAAUUUAAAGGCUGACGCCGUGACUAUACCUCAGAGUUCCUAGGAUAUAAUUAUUUCAUAGGAAAAUUAUAGCUAUCGAUGAUUCACCGUCCUCUUUGAAGUUACUUAAUCGAUCACUGACAAAUCAAACGUGAAUGUGUGGAUGCUGCUGGAGAAUAUUGCGUGAGCCUUCGUGGAAAAUCAAGUAGUUUUCCUUCUCACCAAUCUUAAAGUUGAGCAUUGCUCGUGACGUGACCCGCGUGCUGUGUUCGGUGGGAGCGAUGCGACAGUGACAUCAGCCAAGCAUCAUCACCCGGCCGGUAAGCAGAAGCAGUGACGUCAUCGGGAAGGCGUUGUGGCAGGCCGCCUCUCCUGAGUCUUCACACACAGGAUCCUCCUCCAGCCUGAGUAGAUAGUUCAGCACACAGUUCAGCACCAACCGCUGCUGCAGGUUUGGGAGCUGAGCAACGAAACCAAAUCAUUUUCAUUGUUUCUGUGGCCGUGAACAAACUUAGUGAUCGUCUGUAUCUCAGUCAGCAGCCAGUCGCGGCUCUAACUGACUAUCAGCCCUUCUUGCUACCAAGCCCUCCUGAACCCUAUACUUUCGUCCUCAGACUAAAACCAACACCCGCCUCAGCCGCCACACUACCACCACUCAGCGGCGGGAGACGUGUGUAACCUGAGGGUGCAGCAGAUAAGCCCGCCUCGCAGGGUCCUCAAGUAACAUGACGGACAAGGGCGUGACGAUCGAACGUUCCCCGUCAGGUUUGGGCAUCGGGGUAUUCUCCCCUCACCUGGCGGGGGGCGGGGGCAGCCCAUGGGAGCAGCAGCAGCAACAGCAGCAGCAGAAUGCCCUUAUCACCAAGUUAGCGGCGACGCCUCCGACCAGACUCAGUCGAAACACUGAAAGCGUCGACAAGGAAAAGAGGAUCAGAAAGGCGGAUGACAAAGGCAAUGUUAACCGAAGCUGUGGGUGUGGGGGGUGGGCGCGCGCGGGCCAGCUGGAGCACGACCUGGGGGAGCUGAAGAUCACCCACUCCAACCUCCUGACGGGCCUCCACCAGCAGAUCGAUUCCCUCAAGCAGAAGAACAGGGACUUGACCUUCCAGCUGCUGAUGGGGCCGUACGCCAGCCAGGUGAACCAAGACAUUCCCUUCAGCCCGGAGAGCGACGAGGCUACAUCUCCCAAGAAUGAGGCGCCAGCAAAGCCUGAAGCCAACAAGAGGAGCGCUGCCCCCGAGGCCCCCACCCUCAGUCAGCCCAGCCCAGGCCUCGCCUCCACAACCGCCACUACCACCGCCAUCACCAAUGCCCCUGACCCCCUCAAGACACUACCGCCUCAACAAACCCUCUCCAACGGGGAUUUUGUUAUUAGACGCCCCCUGCCUGGCCGGACCGGGCGCGGCGACCCCCGCCUAGUGCGCUCCCUGGAUCUGGAGCUGCUGGAGGAGGAGGCGGGCCACACGCGGCGCCUGUUGGAGGAGGAGCGCGCCAAGAACAAGUACCUCACCACCCUCGUCGAGGAUCUCAAGAGGCAAGCACGCGAGGCAGCUGGCGAAGGUCCCGGCAGUCUGCCCGCCACCACAAGGGUAGCGGCGCCCCCGCAUCUACCUCCGCCACGGCCCCCUCCCCGCCCUCCACCACACACAGGCGACCAAACACCCCGCGCCACCCUGCACGUCUCCCCACACACCAGACAAGUGGGCCAGCGAGACGUGUCUCCUCGAGCCUCCCAGACCGACAGGCUAAUGGGGGCAUCCUCGCCCCUGCCCAGACGCGGCACAGAAUCCAAGCCUCAAGCAGACAGAGAGCCUCGCUUCCCUCCCCUCCGUCAGCAAUUCCCUCAACAAGAGCGAAACGGCAAGCCUCCUCCGUACACCGCGAGCCCCACCCGACGCAGGAUGGCUGACAGGUCAAGGGAACGCGAAGGAGGAACAACAUUUCCAGCAAUCUCCUCGGCCCCUUUGCAGCACCAGCAGCAUGCACAACAACAGCAGCAACAUCAGCAGCAACAUUCACAGCAGCAGCAGCAGCAGCAGCAGCAGCAACAGCAGCAGCAGCGUGGCCGGGGCAGACACUUUGGAAGAGGGCGAGCACGACGUCAACACGGACAGCAUCAGUCUGAGCAGCAGCAGCAGUAUCAUCAGCAACAACAGCUUCAUAACUCACACACAGAGUUGGCAGAGGUCAAUGGUGACCACAAACCUCGAGUGACAGACCAAACUCAAAACCAAGGCCCAGCGUCCUCGGGGCGAGGUUUAGGGCGGCCAUCUUUACCUCGGGAUGCUUCUAGGGGCAGGCAGGACCCGACUCGAGCGCCAGCGUCUCCUCGAGAGUCUGGUCGUCAAGCGUCCCAGUACAAACGAAAUGACGCUGAGGGUGCGGGCGGUUCUCAGAAUGAUGAAGGGCGAGGGGCAUCCGGCCAGGAACACGAGGCCAGACAGGAGACGCGUAGCAAAGGCCGCGGACGAACGCACCGGCGGGGCGGCAGGGGGCGGCCCCGCAAGGAAAAGACUACCAUUCCUCCAGAGUACACUGAGAGCGAGCAGUAACCACUGCUGAAAUUAUGCUGCCAAUACAAACCUCAGUUCUAUGCAUAGGCAAUGCUUCUCAACUCAGGCUUAGUAAUCAUGCUCUGUUAAUUUUGUAGGGGAAACUGCAUGAACAUCUCGAGUUGUUCUAACAUUAAAUGACAAUGAAUAUUUGUAUGCCACUCGGAAUGUCGAAAUGCGUGUUCGAAUUCGCUCACUGACCAAGAACAAUGCGAAUAAGACAACUUAUAAUGUCUACUUACUCAGCCUGUCGCCUCCUUUAGUCAAUGUGUGUGUGUGUGUGUGUGUGUGUGUGUGUGAACGGACAAUCUUCUGGUGUGAGUCUCGCUGAGUGUAAUGAUGCAAUACGUACGUUAUUUAGACGUCAAAAUUUUAUCAAACUGUGUAAUUUUCAGUCACCAGUUUAUCUCUCGUAUUAAUGGCCAAAUAAUAUGUAUUUCUAUGUUCCACUGUAAUGUCAAUCAGUUACUGAUAUAUGCAGUACAAAUAUAUACUAGUUUGUGCAAUAAACGUAAAAGAUUGAUAACGAGUCACUUGAGCA